Molecule: messenger RNA, 356 nt
Organism: Toxoplasma gondii ME49
Lineage: Eukaryota; Apicomplexa; Conoidasida; Eucoccidiorida; Sarcocystidae
Exons: 3
Coding region: 1-303 (100 amino acids)
Source: RefSeq, a predicted model, not a curated record
AUGGUCCAGCACGUGCUUGCGGGUCUCCCUCUCCCGGGCCAUAAUGUCAGUGACCCUGUGAUACCCGUGGUGCUCAGGGUGUCCAUGAGACCCAUGAGGCUCGUGAGGUUCACCCGAAUCCACGAGGCGAGGCCACUAAGUCCCGCGAGGUUCAUCAUGCCCAUGCGGUUCAUUGGACCCGUGACUCCCGUCGUGGACGCGACGCCGGUGUGCAUGGUAACACCUACUCCGUUUCCAACACGGCGACCAAGCUUUCACCAUUCGCGGCUCAAGAGCAAACCCAUCGCGAGCCCGAGACGCUGAGACCUUCCGCUCCUUCAGCCGAAAGUCGUUAGCCGCCCUCGCAACAGGAUCCC